Messenger RNA from Galeopterus variegatus (Sunda flying lemur), 2186 nucleotides. It is a transcript of the gene ZNF346, whose product is annotated as zinc finger protein 346. The record is from RefSeq and is a predicted model, not a curated record. The coding region runs from base 9 to 941 and encodes 310 amino acids. The transcript has 7 exons. Gene Ontology annotation, molecular function: zinc ion binding; double-stranded RNA binding. Lineage: Eukaryota; Metazoa; Chordata; Mammalia; Dermoptera; Cynocephalidae.
CGGGGAAGAUGGAGUAUCCCGGGUUGGGCAGCGUGGAGGCCGUGGACGGCGGAAGGGCCGGGCCAUACAACAGCUCGGAGGAGCGGGAGGGCCGGGAACCGGACGGGGUGCGCGUCGACCGCGAGAGGGCGCGCUGCCUGUGGGAAGCAGUGUCCAGCGCUCAGCCGGUGGGGAGGGAGGAAGUGGAGCACAUGAUCCAGAAGAACCAGUGUCUCUUCACCGACACCCAGUGUAAGGUUUGCUGCGCCUUGCUCAUUUCUGAGUCCCAGAAGCUGGCACAUUACCAGAGCAAAAAACAUGCCAACAAAGUGAAGAGAUACCUGGUAAUCCAUGGAAUGGAGACAUUAAAGGGGGAAACAAAGAAGCUAGACUCAGAUCAGAAGAGCAGCAGAAGCAAAGACAAGAACCAGUGCUGCCCCAUCUGUAACAUGACCUUUUCCUCCCCUGUUGUGGCCCAGUCGCACUACCUGGGGAAGACCCACGCAAAGAACUUAAAGCUGAAGCAGCAAUCCACUAAGGUGGAAGCUCUGUCGAAACGCCUUACAAAUCCUUUCCUUGUGGCCUCCACCUUAGCCUUGCACCAGAAUAGAGAGAUGAUAGACCCAGACAAGUUCUGCAGCCUCUGCCAUGCAACUUUCAACGACCCUGUCAUGGCUCAACAACAUUAUGUGGGCAAGAAACACAGGAAACAGGAGACCAAGCUCAAACUCAUGGCGCACUAUGGGCGGCUUGCGGACCCUGCUGUCACUGACUUAUCAGCUGGCAAAGGCUACCCAUGCAAGACGUGUAAGAUAGUGCUGAACUCCAUAGAACAGUACCAAGCUCAUGUCAGCGGCUUCAAACACAAGAACCAGUCACCAAAAACAAUGACAUCAACCCUGGGCCAGAUUCCAAUGCAAAGGCAAUCAAUUCAGAAAAACUCAACCACCUUAGAAGACUAGAGGUGUUUCUGCCCAGCAACCCAGGUUGGACCAGCCAUGAGCCAGCUUCCUGUGACUAUGGUCAGCCCUUGGCUCCCUCUUCCUCCUUUCUUACAGCAGGAGAAUACAUUGGCCUUAGGCGAGAUUGGGCCAAGACACCCUCUGAUUGGUCCAGGCAAAUCUACUCCUGCUCCUCCUCUUUGGUACGGAUCCUAUAGGUCAUGACAGGGGAGGCAGGGGUCUUAAGAUGACUUGAGGUUUCACAGGGUUAUAGUUUGGAGGAUGGCUUUCCUCCUUCCCUGACCUCUCUGGGUCAUAUGUCCUAAAACUCCAGCACCUAUCUUUGUUCUGAAGGUCAGUUUGGAGCCAGUCCUUGCAGCUAAAGAACAGAGCUCUCCCUGGGCUCUAGGCAUCUCUGGUGAAAUCCGGAGCUUUCAUGCUAGACUCUGGCCAGGACGGGAAACAGCAGGUGGAAGUAGCUGCCACAUGGGAGCUUGGAGCUGAUGUGACACUCCCCUUCCCCCCCCCCAAAAUGCAGGCUUUCCUAAGCCUUGGACCAGAUACUGGCCAGUUAUGCAGAACCAGUUGUGCAGGUUUCUGCCAACUGUAAAGUCUCCGCCUGGAGUAAUGACACAGUCUUGGCAGAGCUUGCUAAUCCUCCUGCCCUUUCUCCAUAGUUCCUGAAUGGUGCUAAGGAUCUGCAGCAACUGGGGACAAGCUGGAGCUGGAGAAGGCCUCAGUACCCAGUAGGAUCAUGGGAAACUCCAAUGGGAACCUUUAGUCUCUUCCAUCAGAGGUUCUCUGACCCAGGGUCAUGUGGGAAAGUCCCCCACAUGGAAUUUUCCUAGAUAGUUCCGUGCCCUUAAAGGCAAACUGCCUCAUGCCAGCCAGAUGAGAGGUCAUUGCUGCCCUUUGGCCCUACUAGCCCUCACCCUCCCCUUGUACAACAGACCACCCUACCCAAGUUGCUGUGGUGCUAGCCAUCCCCCAUCAUGUAUCAGGAGAUUCUUGGGAACCAGAGAGCCAGAUGGGGCCCCAGGGAGAGAAGUGGAGAGCUGAUGCAGCUUUCUACAGUAAGGAAGCAGAAGUUCCCCAGGCCCCAAAACCAGAUUUCUCUUACUCUGCUGUGUUUUAUGGCCUGGGACUUACUGGGAGUGGAUUUUUCCUUGUAUCUUUCAAACAAGAAUUCCAGGGAGUGUCACCAUCAGAAGCCCCUCUUCAUUGGGUCAAAGAAGCCCCUAGCUGCUCUUGUGGCCUCCCCCCCCA